CGCCUCAGUUGCACAGAAGCGUGGACGUGCAUGAUGCUCAUCAAAGGCUGAUGGUACCAACGCAUAAGAAGCACUUCUGUUCUGUUGCACCUCGCCGCGGCCCGCUGAUGGAGACUCGUUGACCAGCCUUCCUCCAUCAUAGCGCCGCUCUUCUUUUUGUUUCAAACGCUUCUACGUGCUCGGGGAGGGUAACGUCAUUCCGUAUUUUUUGUGGAUUGUCACUUCCGGGGCAGGCGCGGCGGCGAAUUAGCCGACCACUGGCCAACAAGUUGGUCGGCCUCGAUGCUCCGUGCGGGCAAGAUGGAGGAGUUUGUCACGGAGGAAGAAGAGCCGUGGUACGAUCAGCAUGACUUGGAGCAAGACUUACACUUGGCAGCGGAGCUCGGCAAAACCCUCUUGGAGCGGAACAAGGAGCUGGAGGAUUCCCUUCAGCAGAUGUACAUCAACAAUGAAGAGCAAGUGCAUGAGAUCGAGCAUCUGUCCAAGCAGCUCGACAUGCUCCGAGAGAUGAAUGAGCAGCACGCCAAAGUUUAUGAGCAGCUGGACGUGACCGCCAGAGAGUUGGAGAUCACCAAUGAGAAGCUGGUGCUGGAGAGCAAGGCCUCGCAGCAGAAAAUAGACAGGUUGACGGGCACCAUGGAGACCUUGCAGGGUCAGGUGGACAGUCUGACGGGUCGGGUGGAGGAGCUGCGCACUUUGGAAGAGCUGAGGGUCGUCCGGCAGAAGAAGGAGCGCCGCAAGACGAUCCACUCCUUUCCUUGCCUCAAAGAACUCUGCACUUCACCAAGUUACGAGGACGGUUUCCUGUUGGCCAACCCCGGCAGCGUGGACCUCGCCGAGAGGCAGCCGGCCGAGGAGGAGAACGAGCGCCUGAGGGACAUCGUGACGUCCUUGCGUUCAGCCAUGGCCGCCGAGCGUUCCAAGAGGGAAGGCGCCGAGCGGGAGUGCGCCGCCGUGCUGCACGAGUUCGACCGCCUGGAGCAACGUCUGCUCGGCGCCGAGGGCUGCCAGCUGAGAGUACGCGAACUGGAGGCCGAGCUCCAGGAGAUGCAGCGGCUGAGGAAAUCCAGGGCGUGUCUGAUGGAGGACGGCAUCGAGACGUUGCUCGGCAACGGGCCCGAGACGGACACGCCGGAUGAAACGAGCGCGGUGGACGCGGGAGGCGAAGUCGGCACCGGCGAGCCGGGGGGGGGCCCCGUCAGGAAAAGCUGCAGCGACACGGCCCUGAACUUGGUGAUGGUGCGCGAUCCGCCGGGUAGGCGCCAGGCGGGCCGCAAACGAGGCAUGUCCAUCCUGAGCGAGGUGGACGAGCAGUACCACGCCCUGCUGGAGAAGUACGAGGAGCUCCUGGGAAAGUGCCGGCGCGCCGAGGAGGGCCUUUGCCACGCCGAGGUCCAAACGUCACGCCCCGUCUCCAGGGACCCCUCUUUGAAGGAGUGCGGCGCGGCCGCCUCGGCCGCGGGCUCCUCGCCCGCUCGCCCCCGCGCCCCCUCCACGCCGGAGGCCUUGGAGGGCAUCAGCAGGCAGGUGGAGCAAGUUGACAAACGUCUGAGUCAGAACACGCCCGAGUACAAAGCGCUCUUCAAGGAGAUCUUCUCCCGCUUGCAGAAGACCAAGAGCGACGUGAGCGCCACCAAGGGCAGAAAAAGUGGCAAGUGACUUGAAGAGGUGAAUUUCUUUUCCCCGACUGGGUCUGGCUCCCCCCCCCCCCCCGAAAUGUUUCGUAACGCUAACCGCCAGAGUGUGCUGCCUUCAUCUCCCUCGCACGCGUUGUGAACAACUGUUGGUCAAUUUUGCAGGCAUUAAAAACAAAAGCAUU
Molecule: messenger RNA, 1819 nt
Organism: Hippocampus zosterae (dwarf seahorse)
Lineage: Eukaryota; Metazoa; Chordata; Actinopteri; Syngnathiformes; Syngnathidae
Gene: cdr2l
Product: cerebellar degeneration-related protein 2-like
Exons: 5
Coding region: 283-1659 (458 amino acids)
Source: RefSeq, a predicted model, not a curated record